This is a messenger RNA of Thecamonas trahens ATCC 50062, 675 nucleotides long. RefSeq lists its product as uncharacterized. The transcript is spliced from 2 exons. NCBI's taxonomy places the organism in Eukaryota, Apusomonadida, Apusomonadidae. Bases 27 to 473 code for a protein of 148 amino acids. Gene Ontology annotation, biological process: regulation of actin filament polymerization; Arp2/3 complex-mediated actin nucleation. The record is from RefSeq and is a predicted model, not a curated record. Gene Ontology annotation, molecular function: actin filament binding. Gene Ontology annotation, cellular component: actin cytoskeleton; Arp2/3 protein complex; cytoplasm.
AUCUUCCUUCUUCCCAACGAGACACAAUGGCGACUGGAGACUUCCGCAACCUCGAUGUGGAGACCAUGAUCGACGACCACUUUGUGGCCGAGGAGACGACCGACGUUGCCGAGGUCAUGGCCCGUGUUGAGGCCAAGGAGGCCGAGAUCAACUCGAUGCUCUCGCGUGGUGACCAUGCUGGUGCUCUCGCUGCGGCUAUGGACCAGCCGCCCACAGACACCACCGAUGCUGACGUCCGCCAGCGGUUUGGCCUCCUGGUGGCCUCGAUCCUGGGUGGCGUUCGCGACUCGGAGAUCGAGACGGCCGUCAACUCGUUCAGCCCGGAUGAGCAGGACUUGCUGAUGAAGUUUGUCUACCGUGGCAUGGCUGUCGGUACCGAGUCUGGCAAGCUCCUCAAGUGGCAUGCCGCUCUGUUCAAGGCCUGCGGUCACGGCGCCAUCGUCCGCGCCCUCUCGGACCGCGCCUCCGUCUAAGUCGAAUGGCAUGAUGUGCCUGGCUUGGCUGCCUGCUGGCUUGCCGCAGCUCGCCCUCUCUCUCUCUCCACUGCUCUCCUCAUGCGGGAUGGCCGCGCGUUCGUCUGGGCCUGCGCCCGGCGCCGCGCUUCUCCCUCUCCUCGCCCCCCCCCUCCCCUGUUCCCUCUCGGCCCGGCGACUCUGCCGCUGCCGAUACUGCGCC